Messenger RNA from Schistosoma spindalis, 201 nucleotides. The record is from the annotation of a GenBank genome assembly. Lineage: Eukaryota; Metazoa; Platyhelminthes; Trematoda; Strigeidida; Schistosomatidae.
AUGGAUGAUCGACAAACAUUAUUUGUUAUGUGUCAGGCAUUUACAUCUUUUAAAAAGGCUAUUGUGUCUGUCAUAGCCACAUUAGGUCUACAUAUUAGACAAGAUAUGAAAGAACGCGAAAACAAUCCAUCCUACCUCAAGCUCAGUUGUCUUACAACUACCCAAGAUAUUUUACAAUCAAUUCCAUGUACAUCUAGCUGA